Arvicanthis niloticus (Nile rat) is the source of this 1240-nucleotide messenger RNA. It is a transcript of the gene Tatdn3, whose product is annotated as TatD DNase domain containing 3. Lineage: Eukaryota; Metazoa; Chordata; Mammalia; Rodentia; Muridae. Gene Ontology annotation, molecular function: hydrolase activity, acting on ester bonds. The record is from RefSeq and is a predicted model, not a curated record.
GUUCCGCCCGGGAUUCCGCGCCCCCAGAGUUCUGCCCUCAGCUUCCUGUCGAAAAGCCUGCAGAAGUAGCUAUGAGUUUGGGGUUAGUGGACUGUCACUGCCAUCUCUCUGCCUCGGACUUUGACAGUGAUCUGGAUGAUGUGUUGGAGAAAGCCAGGAAGGCUAAUGUCAUGGCCCUUGUGGCAGUUGCUGAACAUGCAGGAGAAUUUGAAAGAAUCAUGCAGCUUUCAGAAAGGUAUAAUGGAUUCAUCCUGCCGUGUCUGGGGGUUCACCCAGUUCAAGAACUUUCACCAGAAAAACCAAGAAGUGUGACAUUAAAGGAUUUGGAUGUAGCUUUGCCUAUUAUUGAGAGUUACAAGGAUCGGUUGUUGGCGAUUGGAGAGGUGGGGCUAGACUUCUCCCCCAGGUAUGCAGGCACUGAUGAGGAGAAGGAAGAACAAAGACAAGUCCUGAUCAAACAAGUUCAACUGGCCAAAAGACUAAAUGUGCCUCUAAAUGUGCACUCACGUUCAGCUGGAAGACCCACCAUCAACCUCUUACGUGAACAAGGUGCAGAGCAGGUUCUGCUGCAUGCAUUUGAUGGCCGGCCAUCUGUAGCCCUGGAAGGAGUAAGGGCUGGUUAUUACUUCUCGAUCCCCCCAUCCAUCAUACGAAGUGGACAGCAGAAGCUUGUGAAACAGCUGCCUCUGAGUUCUAUCUGCUUAGAAACGGAUUCACCUGCGCUAGGACCAGAAAAGCUGACACGGAAUGAACCCUGCAACAUUUCCAUCGCAGCAGAGUUCAUUGCCCAAGUGAAAGGGAUCUCAGUAGACGAGGUCCGAGAAGUGACGACACAGAAUGCAUUCAAACUGUUUCCCAAGCUCCAGAACCUGCUCCAGAAAUAGCUUCAGAAUCAACCCCUGCAAGCCAAGUCAGCCCAGGGCAGCACUGGGGAAAACAAGGGUUCACUUUAGUGGUCUGAAAGGAAGAAGCCAUUUUAUAUGGCUAGCAGUCACAGUUUUACAGAAAUGUUCCUCUUAUAAACAAAUGCGGGCUGAAGAGACGGCUCAGCCGUUAAGAGCACUCAGUUGCUGCUCUUCCAAAGGACUCACGUUCAAUUCCCAGCAGCCACAUUGGAUGGUUCACAACUGCCUGUAAUUCCUCCAGCUUCAGAAGAUUCACCACUGGGCUUCUCUGGCACACAUGUGGCAUAUCUCUACACAGACACACUUAACAUAAAUAAAAAUAAUGAUUUCUAAAA